AUGAGUAUACGACAUACCUUACCAGUGAUUAUUGUUAGAACGGCAAUUGUUGUACCAUUAUUUGUACUAAGCUGUUUGGCAAUAGUAUUCACUCAAUUCGUAGCUCUUUUGCUAUUCAAAAACAAGCCAUCAACAAGACAAGCCCUAAUCAAUGAAACCAAGACACAUUUUCUUAUUUUAAUUUCUGGUCUUACUGCGAUUAUUAAUCCAUGUAAGGUUGCCAUUACAAUUGAUACUGACUCAGUGCCCAAUAGUCAAUCUUUUCAUGUCGAUUCGCAAAACCACAUCCAUACCUUACUUCAGCCUAAUUCGGUCAUUAUUUCCAAUCACCAAAUCUAUACCGAUUGGUUGUUUCUUUGGUUUUUAACUUAUACCUCCAAUUUGAGUAAUGCCGUUUACAUCAUUCUUAAAGAUUUGUCAAAAAUUCCCGUAUUGGGUUAUGGAAUGAAGAAUUACAAUUUCUUGUUUCUUUCGAGAAAAUGGGAACACGACAAGGUUGUCUUGACCAAUCAAUUGUUGGAAAUAGAUGCCAAUGCUAGAGGACAUGGACCUGCAAAUGGAUACCGCCUUUUGACUUCAACCGAUAAGGAAGUAAAGAAAUGGCCAUCAGGAGUUGAUGAUUCAAAAAUCUGGCCGUAUGAACUAAUACUAUUUCCUGAGGGGACCGUUCCAUCUGAUAGAACGACAAAGAAAUCCGCUGAAUAUAUUUCCUCAAAAGGGUUGCCACCAUUAAAACAUGUAUUGUUGCCUCGUAUUAGAGGAUUGUACUUGGCUUUGCAAAAGUUACGAAACACAGUUGAAGUAGUUUAUGAUGUGACAACGGCGUACUCCGGAUUGAAGGAGGACGAAUAUGGCGAGCUUGUUUUUUCAUUGAAGAAAUUUUAUAUACAAGGUUAUGGUCCACCAGUAGUCAACUAUUUCAUCAAAGGAUACAAAUUGAAGGAUAUUCCAUUGGGAGAAGAAGCAUUGGAUAGUACGGUUGAAGCAAGCGAUGAAGAUUUGCAGAAAUUUGAAGAUUGGUUAUUGAAUGUCUGGUAUGAAAAGGACAAGUUGAUGGAUAAUUUUUACAGGAAUGGCCAAUGGGGUGUUGAUGCCAACAAUGAAGCUUCUCCAGAUGGUAGCAAGGUUACUACAAAACUAAUUGUGGGAGAUUUCAAAUUAAAGAAUUCGUUUGAAUUUUUGAAACCAUACAUUGUGCUGCUUACUGCUAUAUUAUUAGGAUAUUCAUUUUUGUCGAUUGCUUACUCCUUGUUAUUUGGGUGUAAGUAG
Molecule: messenger RNA, 1269 nt
Organism: Lodderomyces margitis
Lineage: Eukaryota; Fungi; Ascomycota; Pichiomycetes; Serinales; Debaryomycetaceae
Product: putative acyltransferase
Exons: 1
Coding region: 1-1269 (422 amino acids)
Cellular component (GO): endomembrane system
Molecular function (GO): acyltransferase activity
Source: RefSeq, a predicted model, not a curated record